AUGGCGUUUCUACAGCAGUUUGCACUUCUUCUGGCAUUAUUAAUCGUUUUCAGUACUUCAUGCAAGGCUGCAGCAUUAGAAGUAGAUACUGUUGAAGUAGGCCAUAACUAUUCUUCAAAGUCAACAGCCACUGAGGAUACUAGUACCUCUACCAACAAUUCCACCGAUGGACAAGCCCCUUCGUCAAUUACUACAUUACCUAUUGUCAUCUGGAAAUGGCAUCAUGUGGAAACUCCAUACCUGGUGGCCCUCUGGAUAUUGACCUGUUGGCUUUGUAAAUUAGUGUGUGAACUGAACCACAAUGCCACCAGUGUGAUCCCAGAGAGUGGUCUGCUCAUCAUCCUGGGCUUUAUUUUGGGAGGAAUCGUCUGGGGAGCAGACAAAGCGCAGACUUUCAAACUGAUCCCCGUCAAUUUCUUCUACUACUUGCUUCCCCAGAUCGUCUUGGAUGCAAGUUACUGCAUGCCAAACAAACUAUUCUUCAGCAACCUGGGUGCCAUUCUCAUCCAUGCCGUUAUCGGAACGUGCUGGAAUGCAGGCACAGUGGGCGUUGCGCUAUGGGCCUGCUAUGAAGGGGGUGCAAUGGGGACCUUGAACAUCGGCCCUCUGCAGUUCCUGUUAUUUGGUGCCCUAAUGUCUGCUGUGGACCCUGUGGCUGUGAUUGGCGUGUUUGAGGAAGUGCAUGUGAAUGAAGUGCUCUACAUCCUGGUGUUUGGAGAGUCCCUGCUCAAUGAUGGUGUCACAGUGGUACUUUAUAAUGUGUUUGAUGCAUUUGUGUCUCUGGGAGGCCCGAAGAUCAACGCCGCAGAGAUUAUCAAAGGAAUAGUUUCGUUCUUUGUUGUGUCAUUUGGAGGCUCGUUUCUUGGUGUUGUGUUUGCCGUUCUGAUAUCCAUGCUGACCAGGAUUACCAAGAACGUCCAGGUCAUCGAAGCCGGCUUCAUCAUUGUGCUUGGCUACUUGUCUUACCUGACGGCUGAGAUGCUCUCACUGUCUGCCAUACUUUCGAUCACUUUCUGUGGUGUCUGCUGUCAGAAGUACAUUAACGCCAACAUGGAUGAGAAAUCUGUCAUAACGUUACGUUACACCCUGAAGAUGAUGGCCAAUGGCUCAGAGACCAUGAUCUUCGUCUUCCUGGGAGUUUCAGCCAUUGAUAAAAACAUCUGGGUUUGGAACACUGGCUUCAUCCUCCUCACACUCUUCUUUGUUGUUGUAUUCAGGUUCAUGGUGAAACACGCAACGCCUUCAGGACAAGGUGGCGGCGGCAACAAUACCACAGGGAUCACCAUGAAACCACUGGUUCAAUGGCUUAAGGUUAAAAAGGCAACUCAGUCAGAUCUGACACUCAAUGGAAAAAUGAACAACAGGGCUUUUGAACACAUACUGACAGCAAUGGAGGACAUCUGUGGCCGAAUGGGAGAUAAUUGGUGGACCAGACAUUGGAAGCAUUUUGACGACAAGUAUGUCUGCUGGCUACUAAUGAAGAGCGAUGCCAGAGAGCACAAUGACCCAAUCUUUGGUGCCUUCCACAAACUCAAUCUGGAGGAUGCCUCUAAAUACAUCACUGAAGGUGAACGCAAAGGUUCUCUGGCUUUCAUUCGUAAUUAUGACAGUGCCUCUGUCGACUUCAAGAAGAAGCUUGCUUUAGAGUAUGCAGACAUCAUGCCUAAUAUUAUGGCUGACAUGUCAGAAUAUGAUUUUGGCAUUGACAAUGUUCCAGUCACCUCUGUCAUGAAGAACACUAUUCCAUCUGUAUCCCUGGAUAUCCAUGAGCAAGACAGGAAGAGCAUGCCUAAUGACCUCAGUGCCCAUCAUAUACUAGAUCAGCACCUGUACAAGAGCAGAAGAGAUAACCGUGCCACUUACAGCCGCAGUCACUAUAACACCUCAGAGAAUCCAGACGAAAUGCAGGAGAUCUUUCAAAGAACCAUGAGAAGCCGCCUUGAUUCCUUCAAAUCGGCUAAGAUGGGUGUUAACCCUGCGAAAAAACUCUCCAAACAUCCCAAGAAGGAUUCAACACACAAGCCUAAUGGAAAGCCAGCGGACCCACACAGAACCCAUCCAUAUGGAGAUGAAGAUUUUGAGUUUUCUGCUGACAGCGCAUCUAGCAGUGAAAUUGCUGGUCAUUUUCCCAGGAGAAGCACAAAUGCACCUGGUGCUGGUGUUGAUAAUCCAGCGUUCAUACCCGAGAUGGACACCUCUCCACCCAUGCGGAACCCACCCUGGCAAACAGAGACAGCAAACAACACGGCUGUGGCACCUUCCCAGAGAGCUCAGGGUCGACUGCCCUGGACGCCCACCAACCUGAGACAUCUAGCGCCGCUGAGAAUGAGCACACACUCCACAGACUCCUUAGCGUUGGCUGAUGCUUCGGUUGAUGACGAGGCGCCUGAGGAAAAGCCCGGAACACAUCAUACUAAAUUGUAAUCUGAUAUUGUUCCAGCAAUAACCUGCCAAAUUUGCGAUUAGGUUAAUCCUCUGCAUUUCAUUUUAGGCAGUUAUGAUGUCAUGAGACCAGAGAUUAAGGAAUCAUAGUGUCGAAUCGUAGUAUUCAUCAUAUAUCUUAAAAAAUGUAUAUACACAUGCAGCAGUUACUUGAAGUCACAUUGCUAUAUAUACAUGCAUACAUAUAAGCAAAGGGAAGAAAAUAAAUACAGAUUUAGAAGAGACACUGUCAUUGAAGUACUUAUGUAUGAGGUUAUGGAAUGCUCUUGAGGGUUUCUUUAUAAAUCCACAUUGUUGUGGAAGCUGUUAUGGCACUUUUAUCACACUGACAGCAUGCUAGAAAAUAGAAAACAUUGAGCUCAAAAGACAAAAUCAUUAUACUCAAACAUAUUUUGUCUGAGUUAAGAACUGAGAAGCAAUUGUCUAUUGGUUCUAUAUUCAGGUACGUUCUUGACCUAUCUUGAUAUUUUUUUGACCUUGGACAUGUCUGUCUAUACACAUUUUUUAAAUCCGCAUGUUGUAUAUGAUUAUUUAUUAUUGCAUGGUCAU
Molecule: messenger RNA, 2991 nt
Organism: Sinocyclocheilus rhinocerous
Lineage: Eukaryota; Metazoa; Chordata; Actinopteri; Cypriniformes; Cyprinidae
Product: sodium/hydrogen exchanger 3-like
Exons: 16
Coding region: 1-2424 (807 amino acids)
Biological process (GO): potassium ion transmembrane transport; regulation of intracellular pH; sodium ion import across plasma membrane
Cellular component (GO): plasma membrane; brush border membrane; apical plasma membrane
Molecular function (GO): potassium:proton antiporter activity; sodium:proton antiporter activity
Source: RefSeq, a predicted model, not a curated record